AUGUGGGCUGAGAGUGGGCCUUGGCUGCAAUUUGAGACCCCUUCUUCCCACAUAGCCAGGAGGUCUGGCCUGGAUCUGUGUGACGUGGGUCUUCCCGGACCCAGGGGUAGUCCCGGCGACACGCCGCUAAGCGGCCCAAAAACACUCACUAUCUACAAAGGAGAUAAGGGUGACCCCGGUCCAAAGGGAACUAAAGGAUACCCUGGAAUACCCGGCCUACCUGGACCCUUUGACUAUCCUGGAGAAUAUGGAGAAAAGGGCAUUCCUGGAUACCCCGGGAGCAGAGGGGCUCCAGGGUUUAACGGACCGCCCGGUGUUCCAGGACUGCAGGGACCCAAAGGACGUCCAGGCACCCCAGGCUCAUCGGGCUACCCAGGAUUCAAGGGAGACCAGGGAGACCCCGGACCCCCAGGACCUAGCUCUUUUGUUAAUGGGGGUUAUGCUAUUCAAGGACCUCCGGGGGACUCGGGUUUACGUGGCUUUCCAGGACCCCGGGGUGACCAGGGACCUCAAGGCUUUCCAGGACCUCCCGGCCAACCAGGACCUGAUCGUUUUGGUCCAGGUCUUCGAGGUCCUCCUGGGCCCAAAGGUGUAAAAGGAGAAGUGGGUGACCCCGGCUUACGGCCCACUGGUUUUGAAGGUUUCCCAGGACUCCCUGGGCCCCCAGGUCCCAGUGGCCUUCCUGGACCUCAAGGCCCUCCAGGCACAAACGCUGAGCCCUGCUACAUCUAUCCUGAUACAGGUGACUCUGAAGGUCUACCAACUGCUCCCCCUGGAGGCCCUGGGCCGCCUGGUCCCACAGGAUUUCCUGGAAACAUUGGUGCCAAAGGGUUUAGAGGCGACCCUGGUGACUGCAGAUGUUCUGGAGGAGACUUCUCGGGGUUAGAUGGACCACCUGGACGUCCAGGAACCAAUGGCAGUCCUGGCCUGCCUGGGGUGAAGGGUUUUCUUGGAGACCCCGGUUCACUAGGCUUCAGUGGUCGUCCAGGACCUAGUGGUCCUCCUGGUCAGCGGGGCUUCCCCGGGCGUAAGGGAGAGAAGGGGGCUCCAUAUUACCCCACCCUAAAUCUGGGGUUGAAGGGAGUCAUAGGAGAUCCUGGACCCAGAGGACCUACAGGUGAAACAGGAAAUCCUGGAAGAGACGGGCUGCCUGGCUUCCCUGGAUUUCCCGGACCCCCAGGUGAUGCAGGCAUCGGCUCAAGGGGAGAAAAAGGAUUUCAAGGGUUUCCAGGUUCUAAGGGACGUCCUGGAGGCCCUGGUGAGCCGGGCAUUGGCUAUGAUGGAGCACCCGGCUUGCGUGGAGACCCUGGAGAACCCGGUAUACCUGGUUCUCCAGGUAUACCGGGUUCACCUGGAGAGAAAGGACAAACUCUGGCUUGCGUAUUUACGGGUGAGGCAGGAGACCCAGGCGAUUCCGGUUUCCUUGGACAACCAGGUCUUAAAGGUAAACCAGGGCUGCAAGGGCCCUCUGGACGUCCAGGGUUUGAUGGCCCCAAAGGAGAAAGAGGAGACCCCGGCACCGGAGGCGUGCGUGGACCUGAAGGUUUCACUGGACCCAGAGGGGACCCUGGUAUUCCAGGUAUCCCAGGGCAGAGUUUUGAUGGGCCCAGGGGUAAGGACGGUCUCCCAGGCCGUCCUGGAGCCAAGGGCCAGCCUGGAGAGGUGCUAGGAGCUACACCUGGAUUUCCUGGUCAGAACGGUUUACCAGGAAUUCCUGGAGACAAGGGCCAGCCGGGAACACCUGGAGGACCUGGAAUGCCUGGGUUUGAUGGACGUCCUGGUGCUCCUGGUCGGAAAGGAGAACGCGGAGUUAACGGUUUUCCUGGUAAUCCUGGCCUUCCUGGGCUUCCAGGUGACCCAGAUGGUCGCAUUCCUGGUCCACCUGGCCCUGAUGGUAGUAAGGGUCUGAGAGGACCACCAGGCUGCCCAGGUUUCCCUGGUCGGAAAGGAGAAAGAGGAGAACCAGGUUUCCCAGGACCUGCUGGGAUGAAAGGAACUCCCGGACGACCUGGUGCUACUGGGUUACCAGGAACAAGGGGACGCCCCGGUUUACCAGGACCAGGGACUAUAGAUGGAAUUCCAGGAACGCCAGGAAGAAAGGGUGACAGAGGCAUCCAAGGAAUGAUGGGCUUCCCUGGAUUUGCAGGACCUCCUGGCAGUUCAGGAUUUCCCGGAGUGAAAGGACAGCCUGGAGUGCCUGGAGCAAAUGGACGCCCUGGGUCGCCUGGAUUCUUUGGAACUAAAGGUGACAGAGGAUUACCUGGUCCACCCGGAUUUCCUGGUAGACCUUUUUCAGCUGAGCUUGUAGAGAAAGGAGACAUCGGAGACCCUGGAAUAACCGGCCUUUCUGGCUUUACUGGACCCAGAGGUGACAAGGGUCAGCCAGGUGCACCUGGUCGUCCAGGACGACCUGGAGCUCCUGGUUUCCCUGAUCUGAGUAAAGGGCUGCCGGGAGAACCUGGCCUUUCUGGGGAAACAGGACUUCCAGGCUUCUCUGGACAAAAAGGAGAAUCUGGAAUUAUGGGAUUCCCUGGCACUGUGGGACCAAAAGGCAAUAAUGGCUUUCCAGGUUUAUCUGGAAGGCCUGGAGAAGUUGGUCGGCCUGGUGCCAAAGGACUACCUGGAGAAACUUUUGGUUAUCCUGGAGCACCAGGACUUAAAGGCCGACAAGGAGAUUCAGGGAUCCCAGGCGACCAAGGGAAAGUUGGUGAACCUGGCGAUAAUGGAUUUUCAGGAAAUCCAGGUUUCCUCGGACAGAAGGGGAUUCCUGGUGAACAGGGACGGUAUGGAAUAAUGGGCUCUCCUGGUUUCCCUGGACCAAAAGGUCAGCCUGGAUUGCCAGGAAUAGGAAGGGGGCCUGAUGGGCUUCCUGGUCGGCCUGGAUUCCUUGGAAAUCGUGGGUUUAAAGGUUUUCCCGGACCACCUGGUUUGGAUGGCCUUAAUGGCCUAGCAGGACCUAAAGGCCUGCCUGGAAACCCAGGUGCAAUUCUGGGAGGUAGCCCUGGCCUUUCUGGUAGUCCAGGGUUGAAGGGAGAAAGAGGUGUUUCCCAACCCGGUGUUCCAGGGUAUCCCGGCCAAAAAGGACAAAGAGGAGAACCAGGUCCUUUUGGAUUGAAAGGGAGCCCGGGUAUCCCUGGACCUCCUGGACCCAGAUCAAUAGAAAGCUUUCCUGGACCUACAGGAGAUGCAGGUCUCCCUGGACUGGAUGGACAGUAUGGUGUCCAAGGUCCUCCAGGUCUUCCCGGCCCACCUGGUCCAGGCACAGCUCAGGGAGACAGAGGUGACCCUGGUCUGCCAGGCUUCCCAGGGAACCCUGGUACAAAGGGUGAACCAGGAUUACCUGGAGGUCCUGCAUUCCCUGGCAGACCUGGUUUAAAAGGACAAAAGGGUGAUGGUGGUUUUGCUGGAAUUCCUGGUGUCCAGGGUUUUAGAGGUGACUCUGGUUUUCCUGGAAGCAAAGGAAUGGCAGGAAUUAGAGGGUUUCCAGGUCCAAAAGGUUUGCCUGGAGUCAUAUUUCCAGCUUCACUGCCAAAUGGGCCAUAUCCACAAGGUGAUCCAGGUUUCCCUGGUGAAAGAGGAAGCCCUGGUAACCCUGGAGAGCCUGGUCAGUCUGGUUUUCCUGGGCGUAAAGGUACUGUGGGGAACCCUGGUCCAUCGGGUAGACUGGGCAGGACUGGAGUUCCUGGUUUUCAAGGACCUCUUGGGGAUCCCGGACCUCCUGGUUUCCCUGGAUCCCCAGGAGCACAAGGGUUUCCUGGUACAAUUGGCCCUCGCGGCAUUCCCGGCAGCGUCGGCCGCAGCCACAGCAUCGGCUACACUCUGGUUAAGCACAGCCAGAGCACCCAGGUUCCCAUGUGUCCUCAAGGCAUGGCCAAACUGUGGGAGGGCUACAGUCUGCUGUAUGUAGAGGGACAGGAGAAGGCACACAACCAAGACCUCGGUCAGCCGGGGUCGUGUCUCCCCAGGUUCAACACGAUCCCCUUCCUCUACUGCUCGCCCAGCGAGAUUUGCUACUACGCUAGCCGCAAUGAUAAAUCCUACUGGCUCUCCACGACCGCAUCCAUACCCAUGAUGCCCGUGGAAAAGGAGGAGAUAAGACCUUACAUCAGCAGGUGUUCAGUAUGUGAGGCUCCAUCUCAGGCAGUGGCGGUCCACAGUCAGGAUAUGACAAUCCCCAACUGUCCUAUCGGCUGGAGGAGUCUCUGGAUAGGAUACUCCUUCCUAAUGCACACAGCAGCUGGUGCAGAGGGCGGCGGUCAGUCCUUGGUGUCUCCUGGUUCCUGUCUGGAGGACUUCCGGGCGACUCCGUUCAUCGAGUGCAACGGCGCCAGGGGCACCUGCCACUACUUUGCCAAUAAAUACAGCUUCUGGCUGACAACCGUGGAUCCAGAAAAUGAGUUUACCUUCUCGCCAGCCAAGGAGACGCUGAAGGGAGGCCAGGAGCGCUCCAGAGUCAGCCGCUGCCAAGUGUGCAGCAAGAUCUUGUAGUAGGCAAAGGUGAAAGAUGGAGGAGUGAGGCGGGGAAACAUCAGGAGGGGAUUCACUAACAUUUCAAGAAUUUAUGAUGGAGGAUGAGAUGGAUUUAAAAAAGAACACGUGACUGACUGAAUGGACCUUUCUCCUGUGCUGUGAUGGUUUCAGAAUCGAGUCGAGCAACAUCGGCCCCAUUUUGAGAGUUUUUUAAUCCCCUGUAGGAAUGAACGGCUUUUAAAAAAAGAAGAAGAAGCUGGAGGUAGGAGGAGGAAAGAGAAGAGUCCCAGUGUGAGCGAUCUUCUCGAGAUUAUCACUGAUAAUGGUGCUAUUGUUUAUGUAUGUGUUUAUUACGUGUCAGCUUUCUUGUGACAGAUGUCAGCGAGAAUCAUUCUCGGCUACCUCGGAGAGUGCCCCCACCCCCAUUUAGCAAACAACUGCCCCGCACACACGUUAAGCACCCAAUUUAAAGGUUAUCAGCUCAGGAAGUUGGUCGUUAUUGGUUCUUGUCGCUCCCAUAGAUACUGACAGCAGGCAGAAAGUCUCUACACCAACUCUGACGUCUGACUGUCAUAUCUCUGGGACAGACAAGCCUACAAAUGCUUUUCAAUGGGCUGAUCACGUUUGAAGCGGGUACAUAAGAGCUUAAUGUGAGAUGAGAGUAAAAUUACAGAUUGCUGGUUGAUUUUAAGGUUUUAAAGCGAGUUUGCAUUAUCUUAUUGGGCUGAUCUGAGCAAAGCAGAUAUAAAGCUUCAUUGAAAUCCCAUCUUUGGGAAGAUGAAACCUGUUUUCUUCAUAAACUUUUUAUUCUACGGCAGUUUAGCAUCACGAAGGUGCCCACUGUAAACACACUGGGGAUUUUUUUCAUGUGUUGCAUCAAUACCUGCAGUAUAUUUGAUGUCGGCCACUUCAUUAUUGGUUUGAAAAUCAACUUGCCAAGACAUGUGACUUGCUUGAGGUAAAAAUGGCGUUGAAGCUAUCCUUUGUUUUUAAGUUUUUGUGAUAUUUGGAUUAUUUUUUGGUGCCUUACAAUCGGACGUGUGAAUUAAAGGAGUUUUAGCUUCAUGGAAAGAUUUAAAAAAUCUGUGGAAAACUAUAACUCAUUAGCAAAUUAUUUUUUGCAUAAACAAAAAAAGACUAGAAGUAUUUUUUUUAUUGGACUCCAACAAAAAAACAUAAACAAAGCAAGUUUCAUUUCUUUAAGUGCUGGUUUUCAUAUAGAAGGUGAGAAGCAUCAUCUGUUUUGGGGAACAGAAGGAACUUAGAAACAAUCUAAAGUAUUCCUAAACAUGUCAAAGUCCCAGCGUAAGCUUCACGUAAGCCUGUGUACAUUUCACAGUGGGACUCUCAGGUUGCUGCUACGUUACCGUUAGUAUGACUUUAAAGGUCAAGUCAGAUUUCUGUGCAACAGCUGAAAUGACAAUAGAGAGCUGUUGUUAUUGCACUGAUGUGGACACAGAUGGUUCAGAACAUCAAAGGGGCAUACAUAUCUCCACCUCCACUCUCACAGGUUUUCUCUAUGCUGCGACCAAACAAGUAUUUCUUUUGAUUAUAUCACACUUUUUAAGGCUGCCAUUCGCUUGCAUUUUUCAAAAAGACACAAAACACACGCUCUCUGAUAGAUGAAUUAUUGCUGUACAUAGUGCUUACUGUAUUUUUCAGCAAAUCAUGUUAGCGCAAAGGUCUAUGAUGUUGUUACUCGGUUAUUUUCUUUUGUUUUUGUGUCCUCGGACAGGUAAGAAGGUGGCAAAAGGACAAUUCUGUGCCUUUAAAUAUAGAUUUUGCAAAAACAAAUACAAAAAACACACAAAAAAUUUGAAAUUGUAUCUGUUUUUGCAUUAAAUUUGGUUUUCCUCUGAGUCAAACAGGUUCAUCUGUGCUUGGACAGUGGAAGCUACAGCAUGACUUGUAACCACUACGACCUCUAGCACGUCUCUCUCUGCUGGUAGCCCUGACUUUAACGCUGUGCCACAUAGUACAUUUGUGUCUGUAUUGUUUUUUUUGUAAUCUAGAUUUGUAAUUAUUGAGUCGUGACACUAUCCCCUGGUUUUAUUUACUGAGAAGUGAGGGAAUGGGAAGGUAAUGAUGUGUACAUUAAAUUUUAUGGAAAGGAAAACAUGCCUGUGUUUUUAUAUGGGAGAUAUAUUCACCGCUGAUGAUUUAGGAUGCUAACAGCACACUUUAUUGCCAGUUUGGACUUCACCGCUCGUUCAGAGCCAAAUGGAGAAACAUGCUUUAAGAUCCCUGAGUGACAGAAAAGAAAUGCAGUUUUCCUCAAAGAGGAUCCAUAACAAAUCAAAAGUGGCAACGUAACAUGUCUGUUCCUGUAACGUGUGUUUCUGUGCUCACACACUUUGAAAUAAAGUCUCAAAACUACUUAACAAA
Messenger RNA from Maylandia zebra (zebra mbuna), 6855 nucleotides. The record is from RefSeq and is a predicted model, not a curated record. Lineage: Eukaryota; Metazoa; Chordata; Actinopteri; Cichliformes; Cichlidae.